Molecule: messenger RNA, 716 nt
Organism: Chelonoidis abingdonii (Abingdon island giant tortoise)
Lineage: Eukaryota; Metazoa; Chordata; Testudines; Testudinidae
Gene: DPCD
Product: deleted in primary ciliary dyskinesia homolog (mouse)
Source: RefSeq, a predicted model, not a curated record
GGGGAGGUGAAGGGGAGGGGUCAGGAUGAUGGCGGGGGGCUGUCCCCUGGGUCUGGCCUCACCUUGCCCCUGUUGUGUGUAGGGAAGAGGAAGGUCCAUUACCUGUUUGAGGAUGGGCUGGAGAUGGCUGAGGAGUACGACCUGAAGACCAGCCAGCUGCUGGCAAGAAAGUGGCGAGAGAAGACUGCUCUGGGGAGUUCCGGCAAGUGGCAGAUUGAGGUGGGAGAGCCAACCAGCCACACUGCGGGAGCGCUGGAAUCCGAGCUCAUCAAGGAAAGCAGCUCCAAUCCCAUCUUCGUGAGGAGAGACACUCAGACCAGUUUCCAGUGGCGCAUCCGGAACCUGCCCUACCCCAAAGAGGUCUACAAUGUCUCCGUGGACAAGGAGCAGCGCUGCUGUGUCGUCCGUACCACCAACAAGAAGUAUUACAAGAAGUUCCCCAUUCCUGACAUGGACAGAUACCAGCUUCCCCUAGAUGCAGCUGCCCUGAGCUUCACUUACGCCAAUGCCACCCUCAUCAUCACGUACCGGAAGCCCCAGGAGAUCCUGGCUGUGGAGGAAGAGCUGCAGAAGGAGCUGCAGAAGAUCAAGGCUGCUAACGAUGGGGACAGGGAGUGCAAGACCCAGUAGGCGAUGGCUGCAGGGGGGUUGGGGUUCUCCUGGCAGAACUGUGCACUAUUUAUUUUGCUUUUUUCUAGUAAAAUGAUUCCCAUGGG